GACGAAACAGCGCCCCCUUCGCUAGAUCGGCAAAAUGACAUGUCUGCCUUUGUCAGUCAGUCAGACGAUCGCUUGGCUUUGCUUUGACCGUGUGCAGUUAGCCAGCCAGCCGCCUGAAUGUAGAUCCGCAUGGGCUGCGAUCACGCCAUCAGUCCUAAUAACCCAGCGGAGUCGUAAGAUAAGGAUCCCAGGAUGGUGUUAGUGCAUGUCGGAUACCUGGUUCUCCCCGUAUUCGGCUCAGUAAGAAACAGAGGAUCCCAAUUCACCCGGCAACAACAGCAGCAGCACAGCCAUGCUACCUCUUGCCGUCACUUCCAGCUAGGCCCCCAGGCCACGCUGCCCAUGGACUUCCCCAUGCCCCACCCGGGCCAGCCGCAGUCGGGCAUCAACCCCCACCUGGCCCCGCCCGGCCACCAGCACGGACCCCCGCUACACCACCCGCCCCUCAACCCCAUGCCCGCUCCCCAGUUCCAGGACAUCCCCGCCCCUCCCUUCCUACCUCAGGCAUUACACCAGCAAUACCUCCUCCAGCAGCAGAUCCUUGAGGCUCAGCACCGACACAUCCUGCCACCCAACAGUAGACGCACCCCAGAAAGAGUUCCUCACCAGCCCCACAGACUGCGUCCAGGCUACGAGUUCGCACCACCUCUGCACGUCCCCCCUCAGCCGGUGGUGCAGCAGCCACGCUACCUGGCUGAGGGCACUGAUUGGGAUCUAAGUGUGGACGCAGGACUCCCCCCACACCAGUACCACAUCCACCCACUGCCGCAGCACUAUCAGCACUACCUGACUUCUCCCAGGAUGCACCACUUCCCCAGGAACAACACCUCAACACAAGUGGUUGUACACGAGAUCCGGAACUAUCCGUACCCUCAGCUGCACCUGCUGGCGCUGCAGAGCCUCAACCCGUCCCGUCAUGCAUCAGCUGUAAGGGAGAGCUAUGAGGAGCUUUUGCAGCUGGAGGACCGACUGGGCAGCGUAAACCGUGGAGCGGUCCAAACCACCAUCGAGAGAUUCACUUUCCCCCACAAGUACAAGAAGAGGAUCCCUCAGGACCUGAAGAUGUGUCUGGAUGACGAGGAGCUAGACACGGAUGAGAAGUGCACCAUUUGUCUGUCCAUGUUGGAGGAUGGAGAAGAUGUCAGGAGAUUACCCUGCAUGCACCUCUUCCACCAGGCGUGUGUGGACCAAUGGUUGGCCACCAGUAGGAAGUGCCCCAUAUGCAGAGUGGACAUUGAAACCCAGCUCAACCCUGACAGUUGACACCUACAGCCUCACAUCCCACAAUCCUCCACCAUCUCCUCCUUGUGACAAGGAAGGGGCAUGGUAGGAUCAGCAAAGCACACACAUACACACACACACACACACACACACACCCACACACACACACAUACACAGGCAAGAAUGGGGAUCACUCAUUUUAAGACUGGCUGACUAAGUGGAUGUAUAAGAAAGGCAAACGUAGACAUAAUGCUGCACAUGUGUACAGAACAUGACACAAAACCGUUAGCAUGAGGUUGUUUGGUGUGUGUCCUGAUCCAGUAUUUACCAGAGUAACAGUGUUGUGUAGCAACGGAGAGACCAUGUUUGUGGGCGGCUAUAGCGCUGGUCUCCACCUUUCAAAGCUGACUUGUGUAAAAAGGCCAAAAAUAAUGAAUAGAAAACAACCCCCCCCCCUCUCUGCUCUCUCUCUCUGUUCUCUCUCUCUCUCUCUCUCUGUGUUGUGGUUCUCCGUUUGGAUUUAAAUCGCCAUCGAUGCUAAUGCGGCUAACUGCAAGCAUGGCUUCCAGUGAUGUGUGUUGUGUCGUAGUGGGAUGGGAGGGGUUGCCCUCGCUAGAUUACACCAACGAGUGUAGAUGUGUGUGUGUGUGUGUGUGUGCCAGGCUUUUUGGACUGUCGUCGUCAACGUGGAGCAAGUAGAAGCAGGGACCCGCGUCGUGUGCAUGUCACCCACUCACCCACAGGAGGGGAGUGGCGGGUGGUCUAUCCAACCUACCCCUCCUCCUUUACACGCACUCACACCAAAGUUGCCCUUAGACACUGACCUGAGCCUUGUCUAACAGCAACGCCGCCAUCUUGCCUCACUCGCCACAGGCAUGAGUGACAUUUCUCAGAACCUUAUUGCCUAACAAACAAGCACAUUUAUGAUCAUUAUUAUUAUUUUUCAGUGAUUCUCCUUUCCCGUGUCAGUGCAGGGAAAACAACCCUCCUCCCCACAAACGCGUUCGCCUGCUUGUGUUUGAAUGUGUGCCCCCAUUAGCCCCGCCCCCCUCCUGUCCUUCCUUGUGUGUGUGAUGUCGUGAAGGAGGGUGAAAGGGAUAAGAAGCCAUUCAUUUAACAACCAAACAACUGUUUGUAAUGUUGUCUUUUCAUAUGUUUGUAUGCCAUUAUUAUUACUUUUUUAAAUUCACAUGCCAAUUAUUUGGGACACGGUACUAAUGACACACGCAGUCACAGUGAAGAUAAAGAGCUGCAAUGCUGCAAAAAAAGCAUAUUUAUAUAUUUGUCAUGUAGCUUGUGUUCAUGUAAAUGCACUAUAUUAUGGAGUUGCCUGUUUUAUUUUUAAUUUGAUUUUUGGUGGCGUGUGUGUGUGUGGCUUCUUCUUGUCUUAGAGUUUUGCUGUUUUGGUUCCAUUCCAAGUAUUUUCAUGCUUUCUUGUGUGUGUUAUUUACCAAGGAAUGUCAAGGCCACAUUGAAAAGGUGAACAAAUCUCCUUAGAAAAAGUAGUAACCAUCCAAAAAUACAGCGGUAAUGGGGGAAAGGGGAGGGGGUUUCUGCAAGAAUAAAGUUAUAAUAUUAUACACUUAUGAGACGAAAGCUUUAAAUAUGUAAUAAAAUUAGAUUACCAUCUUUUUGUUUUAUUUUAUGAGACAAAAAGACCCAUUUAGGGACAAUUAAGUCAUAAUGUUGGGUAAUAAAAUCCUAAUAUUACCAGAAUAAAGUUGUAAUACAAGAUGUAAACCUAUACUAGAUAUAUUAUGAGAGAAAGAAUUGACUUAAUUGACUACUACUCCCAAAAUUAUGAUUUGAGCCUCACAAAAUUCUGUAAACAUUAUAAAAUGACAGCUUCAUUGUUGUAAUAUUUUUUCCAUCCCAAAACAUGACUUCAUUUUUGUCUCUCAAACAUAUUUUCCUUGUGAUAUUCCUUGCAAAAUUCCGACUACAAUCUAGAAACAUUUCAACACUAUUCUCAUGAAAUCACACCUUUAUCGGUGUUACAUUACAACUUUAUUCUGCCAAAAUGACAACUUUAUUGUUGUAACAUUUCAACGUAAUUAUCGUAUUGUAUUUUUGGGGUCUUUUCAGUGUGUGCCAAACAUUCCUUGGCCCUUACUGGAUGGUAACUUGACUGUGUUGCAUUGUUCUUUUCCCUCUCAUGUGAGACCUCCAUCCAAAAACAAAACUAAAAAAUGUGCUGAAAUAAUGGAGGUUCUGCUAGUUCACAUAGAAUGCUGUGAUUUUAAAGAUGCCUUAAGUAUUUAACAAUCAUUAUUUAUUACUAACUGUAGCUAGCUAGCUAUUGUGGUGGAAUAUUUAAUGUCUCUAUCUCAUAACUUUGCAAUUUAAUCGAUAUAUUUAUUUAAAAUAAGACAAAAUAUUACAAAAAAAAUACCUCAUUAUGCAUUGGUCGGUGGGGAUGCAUCUGCAUGCCGUUUGUGUGUGCGUGUGUGCGUGUUUUCUUCUGCAAAGAGGAAAUUAGUUGACUGGUUGUGCGUGUCUCCCAGUCCAAUUUGAAGCCAGCAUGGUGCUGUUGAUGGAGAUGACAUUCCCUUUAGCUUCACUUGCUUUGAUCGGAGCCUGUCUUUGUCUUAGUAACUGCUCCACAAUUAGCUCGCUUGUUUGUUUGGGUUUUUUUUGCCAUACGAUGCUGCUUUCACCUCCCAUAAUCAAUCAUUUCCAUCCUAUCUUGGAUCUCUGCUUAUUCUUCCUUUUAGAGGCCACAUUGUAGUUGAGCUGUGUUGCCGAUGUAUUGCUGGCUAUUUGCUUUGUGAACGUAGGGGGAUGUAUCUUACUUAACAUUGCUAACUUGAGCCAUUGAUCUUAUUGAGCAAACUGUGGUGAUACCAAUAUAAAUGGAGUUGUGGAUAUAAUAAGCUAACUUUUGCGUGUGCUUUUCCUUUCGAUACUAAUCCUGCAAAUAAUUAUUUUAAAACGAGGGACAAUUGGAAUUGACUGAAGCUGGCUUUACUAUUUAUUAUUAUUAUGAUUGUUGUUUUUUUUUUUGUUUUGUUUUUUUAAUUGUUUUUGUGCUCUCACUGGCCUUAUACCCACCCUGCGCCCGCCACAGUGUACCCCGUUUGCUCCAGAGCCAACUGGACCGUAGCCAUAGUAUUAACUCAAGCUGAUGAACCGGAAUGAACAGUAGAAACUUUUAAAGCACAAGCUUUUUAAAUGCAUGUCCUUCUCAGGUUUUCCUAUGUGUAUGUGGGAGUAGCUCUGUUAGAUGUGUUUAAUAUGAUGCUGUACCUUCUUGAAUAUUUCUUUCUUUGCUGCUGAGAAUACAAAAAAAACAAGAAAAACAAUGUUAUUAACCUGCCAGUGAAAAAGGGAAGUGGCCAUCUUUGUACAACAACACUGCUGUUUUGCUGUAACCGCGCAAUGUUUUAUGAUCUUGAGUAUUUUAUAGAAAAGUAGAAGUAUGUAUCAAUAAUAUGAAAGCAAUAGCGAAAUCAUAAUGAAGAAUAACAUGAUCAGUGAAUAUUGUGGAGAAAAAAACCUUUAGAUUCACUCUGGGUGGAUUUUGUACUGUAUUUAUUACUAAUGACAAUGCAAAAAGUUGCAUAGCUUAACCCAAACUGUUCUGUCUCUUUUUUAUUUAUUGUCUUGUAUAUGAUCUUUUUGUAUGUGUUUUUCAAAUAAAAUGCCUAAAAUGCUGAUGACAAUGCAGUUUGUGCAGCU
This is a messenger RNA of Doryrhamphus excisus (bluestripe pipefish), 4899 nucleotides long. RefSeq names its product arkadia (RNF111) C-terminal like ring finger ubiquitin ligase 2Cb (gene ark2cb). Lineage: Eukaryota; Metazoa; Chordata; Actinopteri; Syngnathiformes; Syngnathidae. Gene Ontology annotation, cellular component: nucleus. The record is from RefSeq and is a predicted model, not a curated record. Gene Ontology annotation, molecular function: ubiquitin protein ligase activity; zinc ion binding.